Messenger RNA from Acanthosepion pharaonis, 666 nucleotides. The record is from the annotation of a GenBank genome assembly. NCBI's taxonomy places the organism in Eukaryota, Metazoa, Mollusca, Cephalopoda, Sepiida, Sepiidae.
AUGGACAAUCUAUCUAUCUAUCUAUCUAUCUAUCUAUCUAUCUAUCUAUCUAUCUAUCUCACCAACUCCUUAUUAUUAAGAUGGGAGGGCAACACUGAUGUUCACCAUACCCACGCCAAACCCUGUUUGAUCUAUCUAUCUAUCUAUCUAUCUAUCUAUCUAUCUAUCUCAUUCAGUUCAUUAUCUAUUGUGGAUCGUACCACAUCUAUCAUCUAUCUAUCUAUCUAUCUAUCUAUCUAUCUAUCUCAUUCUAUCUUCAUUUAUCUAUCUAUUCUAUCUAUCUAUCUAUCUAUCAUCUAUCUAUCUAUCUUAUAUCUAUCUAUCUAUCUAUCUAUCUAUCUAUCUAUCUUUUCCACCUUUUCUAUCUAUCUAUCUAUCUAUCUAUCAACUGAACUGCUACUAUACGCAUCUAUAUGUCAAAGCAAUAGUUGGCAAAUGAAUGUCAAAUUCGUCUUCCCAUCCUUUUAUCUAUCUAUCUAUCUAUCUAUCUAUCUGUUUGUGCUAAUACUAGGUAAAUGUAUGUCAAAUUCAACUUACGACACUUUUCUUUUUUCUUUCUUUCUUUCUAUCUAUCUAUAUAUCCUUUCUAUCUAUCUAUUUAUCUAUCUAUCUCUCUAUCUAUGUAGGAGCUGCGCUGUUAAUGUAUACAUCUAUAUGACAGACUAA